AAGAUGGCCGGUUCCAAAAGUGGCGACAGAGAGAGAGCGUUUUAAAGCGAAAGCAUAGCGUAAUAGCAUAACUGAGAAGGCAAAGGAGUGAAGGCAAGAGUGGAAGGUAGAGUAGCAGAUCCAAUCGUGUGCGGCAAUGCCUCACCGUAACAAUCCUGCGUCUCUGCCCCUCGUCGUCACCCUAAACUGCAUCGACGACUGUUCUCUCGAGCUCCAAUCCCUCGCCGGCGUCGCCGGCGUCGAGCAUGUUCCCCUCAGCCGCCUCUCCGAAGGCAAGAUCGAGUCUGCUGCCGCGGUCCUCCUGCACUCCCUUGCCUACCUCCCGCGCGCCGCCCAGCGCCGCCUCCGUUCCUACCACCUCAUACUCUGCCUCGGCUCCGCCGACCGAGCCGUCGACUCCGCCCUCGCCGCUGACCUCGGCCUUCGCCUCGUCCACGUCGACACCUCGCGCGCCGAGGAGAUCGCCGACACCGUCAUGGCGCUCUUCCUCGGCCUCCUCCGCCGCACGCACCUCCUCUCUCGCCACGCUCUCUCCGCCUCCGGCUGGCUCGGCUCCGUCCAGCCUCUCUGCCGUGGGAUGCGCCGCUGCCGCGGCCUCGUUCUCGGCAUCGUCGGAAUUUCCGCGUCGGCUAGGUCUUUGGCCACUCGCAGCUUGGCCUUCAAAAUGAGCGUGCUCUAUUUUGAUACUCAAGCAGGAAAAGGAAAAGCAAAGUUCCCUCCUGCAGCACGAAGAAUGGAUACUCUUAAUGAUUUACUUGCUGCAAGUGACCUUGUAUCACUCCAUUGUGCUUUAACAAAUGAAACAAUGCAGAUUAUUAAUGCCGAAUGUCUUCAACAUGUGAAGCCUGGAGCUUUUCUUGUAAAUACGGGCAGUAGUCAGCUUUUGGAUGAUUGUGCUGUAAAGCAGCUCUUGAUUGAUGGAACCUUAGCUGGAUGUGCUUUGGAUGGUGCAGAAGGGCCCCAAUGGAUGGAAGCAUGGGUGAAGGAGAUGCCUAAUGUAUUGAUACUUCCCCGAAGUGCAGAUUACAGUGAAGAGGUUUGGAUGGAGAUAAGGGAGAAAGCGAUAUCCAUAUUACAAACAUUCUUCAUUGAUGGAAUUAUUCCAAAGAAUGCCAUGUCAGAUGUUGAAGAAGAGAGUGAGGUUGACAAUGAAAGCGAACAAUCUGAUCAGCAAUACAAAGAAAAUGCUCUCCAGAUUAUUGUUAGAGAGCAAACAGAUGAUGUUCACUUAAGUCCUGAUAGUUCCCAAAAGAAAGGAAGUACUCAAGUGAAAGAGUCUUCAUCCCAGCUUCAGGUUUCAAGUUUGUCUCAAAGUACCUCUGCUAGGUCUGAAGGAAGGCGUAGCAGGUCAGGUAAAAAGGCCAAAAAAAGGCAUACCCGUCAAAAGUCCCAACAAAAACCAGAAGAUCCUUCUGCACUGGAGAAAGAAGGGACAUCUCAGAGAGAUGACACUGCUAUGAGUGGCACUGACCAAGCUUUGAGCUCCAGCUCUGAAGAUUCAAGAAGUAGAAAAACUCCAAUAGAGAUGCAAGAACCAACUAGUUCUCAAGUUAUAAAAUCAACUGUGAGACUUAGUGGAAACUGUACUGAACUAUUGAGAGAUGGAUAUGUUAUAGCACUGUAUGCUAGAGACCGCCCUGCCCUUCAUGUUUCAAGGCAAAGAGUUAAAGGUGGAGGUUGGAUCAUGGAUUCCAUGUCUAAUGUGUCAAAAAGAGACCCUGCUGCACAGUUCCUUAUCAUCUUCAGAAGCAAGGACACAAUUGGAUUGCGAUCUCUUGCUGCUGGUGGUAAAUUAUUGCAGAUCAAUAGAAGAAUGGAGUUUGUAUUUGCUAGUCAUAGUUUUGAUGUUUGGGAAAAUUGGACACUAGAAGGUUCCUUACAGGAAUGCAGACUGGUGAACUGCAGAAACCCAUCAGCUGUUUUGGAUGUACGCGUUGAGAUAUUGGCAACUGUAGGCGAAGAUGGAGUUACUCGUUGGGUUGAAUAGAGAAUGAUUCUAGGUCUGUAAUACUCAAAAAGGAGCUUGUAAAUUACUCCUGUCACGUGAUUUGAUGAUCUUUCAAAUGUUUCUUCGUCAAAAGAUUGGAAUGUAUUUAUAGUGUAGAGCAUAACUUCUUCUUCUUUUGCUUCUUUUUCUUUAUUAUUUAUUGAAGAAUUUCAUGAGAUUUCAUUUUGUGAUGCACUCGGCCCUCGUGUGAUGAUCUUUUGGUUGUCCUGUAACACUUAUUUAUUAACCUUCUCAAGUAUUGCACCAGUCGAGCGA
Vigna radiata var. radiata (mung bean) is the source of this 2263-nucleotide messenger RNA. RefSeq names its product C-terminal binding protein AN. Gene Ontology annotation, molecular function: NAD binding. The record is from RefSeq and is a predicted model, not a curated record. Gene Ontology annotation, biological process: microtubule cytoskeleton organization. The transcript has 7 exons. Lineage: Eukaryota; Viridiplantae; Streptophyta; Magnoliopsida; Fabales; Fabaceae. The coding region runs from base 137 to 1987 and encodes 616 amino acids.